This is a messenger RNA of Neoarthrinium moseri, 1155 nucleotides long. RefSeq lists its product as uncharacterized. Bases 1 to 1155 code for a protein of 384 amino acids. The record is from RefSeq and is a predicted model, not a curated record. The transcript has 5 exons. NCBI's taxonomy places the organism in Eukaryota, Fungi, Ascomycota, Sordariomycetes, Amphisphaeriales, Apiosporaceae.
AUGGCGGUCCCCGAGGUCUUUCUUCCACUUCUGGGCUUCGUACGGGCCGAACUCAUUAUUAAUUGCGUCGUUGUCUUUCUCGUUCUGCUCGUCGUUAUACUCCGAGUCGUCGGCCGUAUCAUUGGCCCGGGACUAGGUUGGGAUGAUGCACUGGUUGUAUUCUGCACUCCUCUAGGAGUUGCAAUGCUGGUUUGCCAGGGCCUCUUUUCCGUCGUGGGAAAUGGGUAUAACUUAUCCGAACACCCAGAGCUUGCCGCCAAUAUUUCUUACAUUUUAGAGGUGACAUUCUGCAUGCAGAUUGUGUAUGUAACCCUGCUCGCCGCGGUAAAAGCCAGCAUGCUUUGCUUCUUCAUUCGUGUAUUUGUCACUCCAUCGGUACAGACAACAGCCAAGAUCACUUUGGGCUUUGUGGCAGCCUGGAUGAUCGCAUAUCUCUGCGGAUGCAUCUUCAUCUGUACGCCAGUGUCAGCGCAAUGGACUGGUCUCGGCAAAUGUGGCGCUUACAUCUCCAUGAUUCAGUCCUUGAUCGUGACAAACGCUGUUGGAGAUAUAAUCAUUAUGGCGAUACCUAUGCAGACUAUCUGGGGACUUCAGACACGACGGACCGACAAGAUUGGCAUCACAGCCUCCUUCGCACUGGGUCUAGCGUACAGUCUCCUAAACCCAUUCAUACUAGACAAGUUUACUAAUCCUUUCAUCAGCUGCGUGGUGUGCGCCGUAUUCCGUCUGGUUUACAUCUCGACCGUCGAUCUGAACAGCAACGUCACCGGCACUAUGCCAACCACGGUUUUCCUCUUCACUCUAGAGCCCAAUCUAGCGAUCCUCUGCGUUAGCGUGCCCAUGUUGCGACCUUUUUAUCACAUGUACAAAAAGCGCACCUCGAACUCACGGCUCCAUGAAUAUCCGAGCGACUUCGAAGCAAGCAGGUACCGAGAAAAGAGCCGUUCUGGCAAAGAUAGCCGAGUGAGGACUGUCGGAGAAGCGAAUUCGUGGGAAAUGAACGAUUAUCGCCCUCAGGAUAGGGCCAAGCAUAAUGCCGUCGUGAUGGCGGAUGGCGAUGAAUCAGGGUCCGAGAAGAGCUUGACCGCAUCUUCACAGCCAUUCCCUUUGCAGGGAAUCGAAGUGGAAUCGAAAUGGACAGUGACACGCAGCUAG